UGAAAAAAAAACCCACAAGCGUGCAGAUUUAAAAUACUUUACAAAAAAAGAAAAAAAAAAAAAAAUCAAGCAGAGGACAAACCGAUCAGCACAAGCGCCAGAUGUAGGAUCUUCGUAUGUCCAGUAUGAGCGCAUCAACUGGAGACGGAGAGCCUUGCAUCCGCUUGGAUAAUGCAAAGGAAGAAGUCAGUGGUCCUACCUGCACUGGAGACAACAGUAAACAUGAAUCAGCAAUAUGCUCAGGCAGCAGUGAAAUCAAAAGCCGUGCUGUGGUCAAGUACUGUGCAGCCCCACCACCUACCAGCUAUGCCCUUCUGCAGGAAAAGACCGACUUGAAGCUACCUCCUGCCAACUGGCUGAGAGAAAACCCCCAGCUGGGCACCGCUGGGACCACUAUAUUAGGAUCUAGCAGCAAGAGCAAGCCCUUUUCCAGUUUUGGGAUGGCGUACGAGUUCAUCGACUGCAUCGGAGAUGAUGUUGAUGUGGUUUCAGACUCAGAGAACAUCAAGAAGCUUUUGAAAAUUCCCUACAGCAAGUCCCAUCUGAGUAUGGCAGUUCAUCGUGUGGGGAGGACUUUGCUUUUAGAUGAGCUGGACAUUCAAGAGCUUUUCAUGAGAUCCUCUCAGACAGGAGACUGGACAUGGCUGAAGGAGUUUUACCAGCGGCUAAUAGAUCAGAAGUGGCAGAGGAAAAAGAAGAGUAAGGAGCACUGGUAUCAAAAAGCAAUCCUGUCAAAGUUUCUCUAUUAUAGUAUAAAUGGUAAUGGGGCUGCCGAGCCUCAAUCAGAUGGCCUGAAUGAAGGAGAGGAGGAGAGUGGUGCUGAGGAGUUCAGCUCUUCAUGGCCUACAGCCUUCACUAGCACAACGUCUAAUGCAGAAGAAUCAGAAGCUCCCAAACAGGAAAGUGUUACCGUCGACAGCAGUUUUGCUUUGGGCCAGGUGACCUCUGUUCCCAAAGAGCAAAACCUCCCUACAAUCUUCAAUGAAGGAGAGAGCGGCCAGGGUUUAAGAAAUGACUUUGUACGAAACAUCAUGUGGACUUUUGAAGAUAUACAUAUGUUGGUUGGGUCCAACAUGCCUAUUUUCGGAGGUGGCCGUUAUCCUGCCGUCAGUCUGAGACUCAGGGACAACAAUAAACCAAUCAACAUUCUGACAGGUAUCGACUACUGGCUUGAUAAUCUGAUGUGUAACGUCCCAGAACUUGUCAUGUGUUUUCACGUUAAUGGCAUUGUUCAGAAAUACGAGAUGAUAAAAACAGAGGACAUCCCUCAUCUGGAGAACUCGACUUUCUCCACGAGAGUCGUGAAAGACAUCGCCCAAAAUGUCCUUUCUUUCCUGAAGUCCAACUGCACUAAGGAGGGUCACACGUACUGGCUUUUCAAAGCCAGUGGGAGUGACAUUGUGAAGCUUUAUGAUCUUACGACUCUGUGUGAGGAGGCUGAGGAAGAGAAAUAUCAGAAUCCCUUCACUCUUCCUGUGGCUGUAUUAUUAUACAAAGUGGCCAGCAACUUGAUGCUAAAAGCGCGACAAAACAGAAAGCACUAUGGCACAAUCAGAACUCUGCUGCUAAACUGUGUCAAACUUCUGGAUCAAGACAGACAUCCUCAGAUCAUCGCCUCUGCCCACUAUAUGCUGUCAGAGCUGUUCCAGCUCGACGAGCCUCUUGAAGAAGAUGGAGGGGAGUCACUGCGGGCCGGUGGUUCAGAGGACAGCUACAGUGACGAAGACAGGGAGGAGGAGGAAGAGGAGGAUCUGACGGAGGACAGCGAUGAUAAUGGUUCCUACAGUAACUGCUCCAGCCUGCAGGAUGAUAGCAAAGCGGUGGCUGUGAUCCGCUCUGUAGGGGAGCUGUCAGUCCCGGAGAAGUAUAGAUCCACUCACCAGAUCAGACCAAGUUGUGCUUUCCCCGUUUCUCAAGACAAGGAAGAGAGAUGCAGACUUGUCCUGAGCUAUGUGCUUAAGGGAUUAAAGGCGGUGGAUGGCAGCAUCAAGAAAGAGAGCGAUCUUCCAGCUGCUGACCCCAACACACCCAUCCCUCUCAAAUAUGAAGACAGAAGUGCUACUGGAGCCUGUGCAACUGAGAAAGGCAUCUCUCUCCUGCUUGAAAGAGCAGCAGGUCCCUUGCAAGGGGACCAGAAGCACACGACACGCUCAGGGAUGAUCCCUGGCUCCUGGCAGCAUCAUAUGAAGCUGAAACUCUUCUUCAAAGCCUCCAAGGCCUACUAUGUCCUCUCUGAUGCGGCCACUAACUUGCUGAAGUAUGGGCGAGCGUUGCGUUACAUCAAGCUAUCUCUGCAGUGUUAUGAUGCCUAUUGUUCAGUGAGCGGUACACUGCACCCACAUGUGCUGGUGUUUCACAGCCAGUGCCUGUCUCUGUGUGGGGACAUCCAGCUGAUGCUGGCUCAAAAUGCCAACAACAGAGCAGCUUACCUGGAGGAAUACAGCUACCAGACCAAAGAGGACCAGGAGAUUCUGCACAGCCUGCACAGAGAGAGCAGCUGCCAGGCCUUCAGCAUGGCAACAGACCUAGCGAUGGACCCGGAGUACCAGCUGUUUGUUAGCAGUAAGUGCUAUGAGGCAGCAUAUGAACUACUUGUCUCUGAGCCUUUGAAAGAUCUUACUUCAGAUCAGCUGAGUCAGGUUCUCAAACGACUGGGGAAUAUACGCAAUGAGAUGGGAGUCUACUACAUGAACCAGGCUGCAGCCAUGCAGGCUGAGAAAGAGGUGAAGAAAUCUGUGUCUGCAGCAGAGCAGGAGAUGUGGAAAAAGAGCUUUGGCUUCUUUGAGAAAGGGAUGAAGGACUUUGAAGCCAUUGGGGACAGCACUAACACAGCCUUACUGCUGUGUAAUACUGGCAGGCUGAUGAGAAUCUGUGCCCAGGCCCACUGUAACCUCUCUGGCGAUGAAAGCAGAGGAGAGUUUUCACCCGAAGAGGCUCUUUACUACAACAAGGCUAUAGACUACUACCUGCAGGCCAUGAAAGCAUUGGCAAGCAGAGAGAAGCACUCAGCAGUGUGGGACAGUGUAAACUGGGAAUUGUCCACUACGUACUUCACACUGGCCACCCUUCUGCAGGACUAUGCCCCAGUAUCGAGGAAGGCCCAGGAACAGAUUGAGCGAGAGGUGACCGAAGCAAUGAUGAAGUCUCUAAAGUACUGUGACCUGCAGACUGACUCUGCUCGGCAGCCGCUCUACCAAUACAGAGCUGCCACCAUCCACCACCGCUUGGCUUCUAUGUACCACAGCUGCUUUCGCAAUCAGGUGGGGGAUGAACACUUGAGAAAGCAGCAUCGGAGCUUGGCAGAGCUUCACUACAGCAAGGCUGUCAGUUUAUUCCUCAGCCUCAAAGACGCGCCCUGCGAGCUGCUCCGCACGUUGCUGGAGAGGGUGGCUUUUGCUGAGUUUACGAUGGCAGGUCAGAACAGCAGCACAGCUAAGCUGAAGAGCCUGACUGGAGCAAUAGAGAUCAUGACAGAAACCCGCCAUGCUUUCCAACUGAUUCAUAAAGAGCUGCAGGAGGAGCAGACAGAGUUGAAUGAACCAGACGCUGCUGAGUCAGCAGAGUCUUCCGACGUAGCCAAUGGCCCAAUGGCAGGACUGAACCUCCAGGAAGUAAUGAAGUUAAUUGGCGUAUUUGAGCCCAGUUUCUCCUUCCUGCUCCUGCAGGUGAUCAAACUGAUGACGACAGCGAAACGUAAACCAAGCAAUAAGGACGAGGAGCUGCUGAAAACCUAUAAGAAUGUAUACUCCAAGCUGCUUCGUGCUGAGAAAAACGCUCCUCUUGUCAGCCGCGUCGAACUCUACGUUGAGCUCCUGCAGCAGCUGACGCAGCGGACAGGAAGUGACGACACAGGCACACGCAAGCCAUAACAAGGAAGACCCUCAAGAAUCUGACUCUGCUCUUUGGACCUCGCCAAACUUCCAGGUUACAUUUUGGAGAAGACUUGACAUCCUCAAAGAUGCGGUGACAUAAAAUAAUGGCUCAUAGUCACAAUAACAUUCAAACACUCAGGCAACCUGUCUUACUCUGAAUUACAGUCUCAAAGCUAACUUCACCUCCAGCGCCUUCAUCUUUUUCUAACAUUUGCGUCACAGGUUUUAAACUGUAGAUUUUUGUGAAGACUUGUAAAUUCAGAUGCUAUUAUUUAAUUUUAUGAUGGCUUAGCUAGUUUUGGGUCACUUCUAAAGCUCUUACGCAUUUAUGACUGUACCAAACAUCUAAAAUUAUUAUUACUAUUAUUAUUAUUAUUUUUUCUUUUCUACAGACACAAAAAAAUGUGAUGACAAUUUAAAAGCUGUUAUUACCAAAUAUAAUGCAACACAAAGGAGCUUAAAAAUAACAAGCUUAGCAAAGUAUGAGAUUCUUUUCAAUUUAAUUGGCAUUUUUGAUAUUCAAUAAUGCCAGUGAAGCUGUGAAUAAAAUAAACUGAUGUGUGACAGGCUUAAAUAAGCUAAAACGUGUUAUUUGCGUUUCCAAAAACAACAAUGUGCAAUAGAUUGGAAGCAUACAGUGCAAGCUUUAGAGGUUAGUUCGUCCACAGUGCUGUUGAGGUUUUGUUUUGUUUUUUUAUCAGCAUGGUUUGCUGUGGGAUGAUAAUAAUAAAAUGUUUUUGA
Molecule: messenger RNA, 4613 nt
Organism: Oreochromis aureus
Lineage: Eukaryota; Metazoa; Chordata; Actinopteri; Cichliformes; Cichlidae
Gene: edrf1
Product: erythroid differentiation regulatory factor 1
Exons: 26
Coding region: 117-3869 (1250 amino acids)
Biological process (GO): positive regulation of DNA-templated transcription
Source: RefSeq, a predicted model, not a curated record